Messenger RNA from Pseudo-nitzschia multistriata, 1956 nucleotides. Lineage: Eukaryota; Bacillariophyta; Bacillariophyceae; Bacillariales; Bacillariaceae. The record is from the annotation of a GenBank genome assembly.
UGCAGCAGUAUCUGCAUAAGAUUUUUUUGAAAGAGUAGAACAAGAUCAACCGAGAAAAACAUUACAAUCGAGUUACAAAGUGACAACAAAAAUGACCGGACUCAAUAAAAAGAGCAAUGGUGAUAUGAGUGACGAUGAUAUCGAUUUCGACGAGGAUGAUGAGUACGAUGCCGAAAAGGUCGAAAAGAAGGCAAUCGAUCAACAGGAGAAACUGAAAUUAUUGCUUCAAAACCUUGAAGUUUACUGCAACGACGAAUCAGAAUACGAUGAUUUGCGUGACUUAGGGAAGGCCGUUAAAAGUGGAGCAAAGUUGGCCGGGACAAUCUUGUCAGGUGGUUACACCAACUACUCGUAUAAAAUUCACCUUGAUAGCGACGGCAGCGAUAACGACGAAGGCAAUUACGGCAAGAAAGAAAUUGCUGUCUUUGCUAAGAUCGCUUUUCCAUACGCUUUGUGGAACCCAGAUACGAGUGUACCGUAUGAUCUAGAUCGCGUAACGGCAGAAUUCGACCUUAUGAAACGGUUCUCCGAAGAACUCAAGACGACCAGUGCAAUUGAUGGAAGCGAGAAAUCUCCAAUUCCAAGACCUUACGUACUGAUCGAUGUUCCAGCCGCAGUAGAUGGCACAUCACCACGUAUGAAAAUUUUUGUUGCGGAAUGGGUUGCCCCGACCGAUGAACAAUGGGGGAAUCAGUACAUCGAAGGGGAAAUUGAUCUCAGGGUAGUCGACCAGUGUGCUAAGACUCUUGCGGUGAUUAACCUGGCUGAUUGUGACGAUGACAUCAAUCAGGGCUACGUCGAGACAUUUGCAAAAAUUGCCAAGGGAUUCGACGGACCAGUCCUGGCUGUGUUGGAUAGAGAAGACGAGGAUAAGGCUGUUCGAUACGUUCGAGACGUUGUUGGGAAAGAAAAAAUGAUUGCCAUCAUGAAAGAAUGGCAUAUUCGUAAUAGAAAAAAAGAGGCCCUCGUUCACGGAGACGCAGUAAGUUUGAAAAGUUUGAUCGACUGUCAAUUUUGUGUUCGAUGUGAACGCAUCGGAUAUUUGACUGCAAUCACUCUCCUACUCACAAAGCUUGUGGCCUUGGUUUGAUUUUCAUUCUUAUCGUCUCUUCAUUGCAUAUUCUUGUGCAGCACGUGUUCAACAUGCUUGUCGAACGAAAACCAAAUCCAUUUCAAUUAUCGAGCUCUUUCGGGGCCAACGGCGACUUCAUUCUGUGUGAUUGGGAAAUGGCACACAAGGGUCACAAAGGACGCGACAUAAGCAAUUUCUUUUCCUUUCCUACCAUGUCGGCAUGUUUCAUGGCUGCACGUGGUCAGAAGGACAAAGCGGACAACAUUAUUGCUUCAUUGAAACAAUUCUGGACAACCUAUAAAACAGCGCUCGCGGAGGGUUUGGAUACUAAACAAGCAGGAAGCGCUAACGGUGACGACGUUUUGGAUGUGGACCGAUAUAUGGAGGAAGUCUUUAACUCUGCAAUUAGUUUUUUUGGUUACUUUUCCUUUGUUGCAUUUUAUAUAGUCGGAGUUAUGACCGAGUACAACGAGACGGAGGGCCUCACGGAAAAGGAAGAAAAACAUGUAAUGGGUGUUCUGGGAUGGAUUGGUAUUCGUUCGAUGGAAGUCGGAUUUUUGGAACCCGCUGCAGAAGAAGCAUUCGGUGACCACGACAACCAACGCCUUUCUAGAAUGGAAUCCUUCUUUUUCGGAAUGAUCGAACAGGAAAUCAACGAGCUAUUUGAGGCUCGUAAAACUAGCCAUCGUAGAUCCCGACGCCGUUCGUCUAUGCUUCGUGAAAGCUCACGUCGUGUUAGCGACUCUGAAUCUGGAUUCGGCAGAAUGGUUAGGAGAAUGUCACAACAAGUCACAGAUGAAAACUAGAAAAAGAUGCGAUAAGCGGAAAAUUUACUGGUUUUCAUCCGAUAAAUCUAACUGACAUAAUACAAAACACGGUACAAG